This is a messenger RNA of Penicillium olsonii, 1668 nucleotides long. The record is from the annotation of a GenBank genome assembly. Lineage: Eukaryota; Fungi; Ascomycota; Eurotiomycetes; Eurotiales; Aspergillaceae.
AUGGCCCGCCGACUAGUUCGAGCCAGCGUACAGCUCGGUCUAGUCGCAACAUUCAUUUUACUAGUCAUUGUCGUCCUCGAUAGCCGAUUCAGCGUCCUUCCCUCCUCCAUCCAUGGUCAUCUUCCGUCGCAUUACUCCGGCUUCGUGAUCACAGACGUAACCGUCACCAAAUGCUCCUCCAUCAAUCCAUUUUCAAGCUGCAAGCUCGACCCUGAACACUGGUACCGUGUCGACAAGGACCUGUACCUCCGCUCGGGCUGGACCUCGAGUGCCUACGUUCAGUUCAAGCGUAAAAAGGAGGAAGAACUCGGUGCCGACGAUAAAGUGGUCAUCGACUUGAAGAUCAGCCGCCUCACGCCGCCAUCCGAAUACGUUGCUGGUCAAGCCGAGAUCGAGGCGUGGGAGCCCCGGCCAGGGGGGAUUUGGCUCAAGCGCUCGUCUUCCCGCCAUGCCAGUGACUCCAACAAUGCUGUGACGUAUGUCGAUGUUCUUUACGGAGCAGAUGCCGUCGACCCUCGCCCCAACUGGGAGGUCAAAGAUACACCGAUUCUUUUGGACAGUUCCACAGAGCAACUAGAGACUCGCUUGAGUUUUCGGAGAGGACAUCCUCAGGCCAAACCAAAGAAGCCUACUCCCAGAAUCAACGAAAACGGCAAAUUCAAAGUGAUGCAACUCGCAGAUCUUCACAUGAGCACUGGUCUUGGUGCGUGCCGUGACCCAGUCCCUGCGGAAGCCGUGGCAGGGCAAAAAUGCGAGGCCGAUCCUCGAACCUUGGAAUUUGUCGAAAGACUUCUCGAUGAAGAGAAACCGGACAUGGUCGUGUUUUCUGGAGACCAGAUUAACGGAGAGACCGCCCCCGAUGCACAGAGUGCGCUCUUCAAAUCUGUGAAGCUUUUGGUCGACCGCAAGAUUCCGUACGCCGCUAUCUUCGGUAACCACGACGAUGAAGGUGACCUCAAUCGCGAACAACUCAUGGCCAUAUACGAAGAGCUUCCAUACUCCCUAUCCGCUGCAGGACCUGAAGAUAUCGAUGGCGUCGGAAAUUACAUUGUCGAAGUCCUUGACCGGGGUAAGAGUACACACUCUGCCCUCACUUUCUACCUCCUUGACACCCAUGCCUAUUCUCCCGAUGAGCGUCAAUUCCGCGGCUAUGACUGGAUCAAGCCCAGCCAAACUCGGUGGUUCAAGAAUACCGCCCAAAGUUUGCGAAGAAAACAUAAAGAAUACUCACAUAUCCAUAUGAACGUAGCGUUCAUCCACAUUCCACUCCCUGAGUACCGUACUCAAGGAAAGUACUUCAAAGGCCAGUGGAUGGAAGCACCCACCGCUCCAGGGUUCAACUCUGGUUUCAAGGACGCCCUCGAGGAAGAGGGUGUUUUGUUUGUCAGCUGUGGACACGACCACGUCAACGACUACUGCAUGCUUGAGCAAGACGCCACCAACAAGCCUUCACUUUGGAUGUGCUAUGGCGGCGGCGUUGGUCUCGGUGGCUAUGGCGGCUACGACAACUACGUCCGACGAGUGCGUUUCUACGACUUUGACAUGGGUCCAGGGCGUGUCUCGACCUACAAGCGUAUUGAAUGGGGUCAAACAGAAGCGAAGAUCGAUGAAAUGAUGAUUGUGGACGGUGGCACAGUCAACGGUCCUGAAGAAGCUCGGGCGUCAUGA